UAAUAGAACUUUGUCUACCGAGAAUCUUUAAAAAAUCUCCGGCUUUCUCUCUCUCUCUCUCAUGUCGCCGCCUCUCCGAUGGUAGAUACAGAGACCAGCUUAGAGAGAGAAAGUGAAGGAAAAAAGUUAGAAGAAAGAGAAAGUGAAGAAACAAGCAUCUAACUUCACGAGUUCCUUUAUCUGCUUAACCCUCUCUCUCUCUCUCUCUCUAUAUAUAUAUAUAUAUAUAUGUAUGUAUACACAUCAUCGUCGUGAUCAUGUAAGUGUGCCACUUGAAAACCCUAAAAGAAAAGCUAGAGUCUGUUGAUUAUUGGUGAGAGGGUAAGUGAAAGCUUCACGGGCUAGAGCUCAUCUUUGCCGUCUCCAUCUACUUCAACCAACUAUAGCUAACAGUUCAUCAAUCGUGUGAUCGAUUUGUUGCCACGUCGCGUGCUUUGCUCUUCGGUCCGAUGACAGCUGAGUUGUUCUUAUUCUGGUGGUAAUUCGACUUUGAGCUUGGUGGAAUAGGGGAUUGUAGAGAUGGAUCGAUCGGCAAUUACGGUAGGGCCGGGCAUGGACUUGCCAAUAAUGCACGACAGCGAUCGGUAUGAGCUAGUUCGAGACAUCGGUUCGGGGAAUUUCGGUGUGGCCAGGCUGAUGAGGGAUAGGCAGACCAACGAGCUCGUCGCUGUCAAGUAUAUCGAGAGAGGUGAGAAGAUAGAUGAAAAUGUACAAAGGGAAAUUAUUAACCACAGAUCACUGAGGCAUCCCAAUAUUGUCCGAUUCAAAGAGGUUAUAUUAACACCAACACAUUUGGCAAUUGUGAUGGAAUAUGCAUCUGGAGGAGAGCUAUUUGAGCGGAUAUGCAAUGCCGGCCGAUUUAGCGAGGAUGAGGCACGCUUUUUCUUCCAACAACUCAUAUCAGGAGUCAGUUAUUGUCAUGCAAUGCAAGUAUGCCAUCGGGACUUGAAAUUGGAGAACACAUUAUUGGACGGAAGCCCAGCUCCUCGACUGAAGAUUUGUGAUUUUGGGUAUUCCAAGUCCUCAGUGCUGCAUUCACAACCCAAAUCAACUGUUGGAACUCCUGCAUAUAUUGCCCCGGAAGUGUUGCUCAAGAAAGAGUAUGAUGGCAAGAUUGCAGAUGUGUGGUCUUGUGGCGUAACCUUAUAUGUCAUGCUCGUGGGUGCAUAUCCUUUUGAGGACCCUGCUGACCCUAAGAACUUUCGCAAGACAAUACAACGAAUUCUUAAUGUACAGUAUGCAAUUCCAGAUUAUGUUCAUAUAUCGGCAGAGUGCCGCCAUCUGAUCUCAAGGAUUUUUGUAGCUGAUCCUGCACAGAGGAUAACCAUGCUUGACAUCAGAAACCACUCGUGGUUUCUGCAGAACCUCCCCCUCCCAGCAGAACUGAUGGAUGAGGGCACCAAGAACAACCAGUUUAAAGAGCCUGAUGAGCCCAUGCAGAGCAUUGAUGAAAUUAUGCAGAUCAUUGCUGAAGCCACCAUUCCGGCUGCUGGAACUGCCAGUCUUAAUCAGUAUCUGACCGGUAGCCUUGACAUUGAUGAUGAAAUGGAUGAGGACUUCGAGAGUGAUCCUGACCUCGACUUAGAUAGCAGUGGAGAGAUAGUCUAUGCUAUAUGACUGAGAUGUGCCUGGCCGAGGUUGAUGAAGGUAAACUUAAUCCUCUGUUUUAAGGUCUUUGGGCGUGAAAGUUAAGGGAAAAGGUGUCUUCUUCGUGCUGAACAAGUCUACAACUUGGAACCUGCCAGCGUCUGGUCAAUCCAUCCUUCCCACUCAAGUGUUUUCUUUUAACUUACCGCGUGCUCUGUAGAAAUUGUGUUCUUGUUGUUAUGUAUUGUUCUGUCACUGUAACUGUAACAGUAAGCUACUGAACCUCUUCUCCGAUUGUAUGAUAUACUCUGGUCGUUCAAGGACUUGCGUAUGUAUAGCCACUUUAGUUGAAACUCUGCUUCACUCCUGAUUUGACGGGGAAUGUUUUGGUGAGUAUGUUGUGUACUACUUCCUUUGGUCGUUCUUUC
This is a messenger RNA of Ilex paraguariensis (yerba mate), 2015 nucleotides long. The record is from the annotation of a GenBank genome assembly. NCBI's taxonomy places the organism in Eukaryota, Viridiplantae, Streptophyta, Magnoliopsida, Aquifoliales, Aquifoliaceae.